Messenger RNA from Postia placenta MAD-698-R-SB12, 1071 nucleotides. RefSeq lists its product as hypothetical. The annotation marks the transcript as partial. Lineage: Eukaryota; Fungi; Basidiomycota; Agaricomycetes; Polyporales; Adustoporiaceae. The record is from RefSeq and is a predicted model, not a curated record. Gene Ontology annotation, cellular component: membrane. Gene Ontology annotation, molecular function: GTP binding. The transcript is spliced from 2 exons.
UUGGCGUCGUGGGCGGCAGUCGCAAUGACACCGAUUGGAAAUGCCAAUUGGUACAUCGAAGACACACGUGUCGAGCAGGAGCGCGUAUUGGCCGAAAGGGCGAGGCGGAAGGCGGAGGACAGUGCCCGUCGCAACGCCGAGGCUCGCAGAUGUGCAGAGGAGCAAGCGAGGCAAGCCAAGCUCGAGCAGGAGAAGGCCCUGGCGGAGAAGGCAGUGGCGGAGAAGGCAGCAGCGGAGGCGGUAGCUGCUGCGGAGGAGACGAAGAAGGCUUUCAAGGGGGACAUCAAGCCCGUCAUCACGCCGACGCUCGAGGAAUUAGAGGCGACCAAGAAGCGACUGGGGUACAAGACUGGAUAUUUCCACUUCGCCGUUGCGGGUACCUCUGGAAGUGGCAAGUCGUCGUUGAUCAACGCGUUCCGCGGUUUGCGAAACGGUUCGAACGAUCCAUCCGUCGGCAAGACCGGCGUCACCGAGACCACAAGCACCAUCACGCGCUAUAGGGACCCGAACGAAGCCAUCCCCUUCGCCUGGUACGACAUCCCUGGCGCAGGGACGCUCAGCGUGCCCGAUGCGGAGUACUUCAAUGUACAUGGGCUGUACAUCUUCGACUGCAUCAUUGUCCUGAUGGAUAUCCGCUUUACGGCAACGGAUGAGGCGAUUCUGCGGAACUGUGCGCGCUUCCAGAUCCCCUCGUAUCUCGUUCGCUCAAAGUCUUUGCAACACGUCGAGAACGUCAUGAGAGAUAUGCUGGGAGACGAUGAGGAGGAGAAGGAUGAUAAGGCGUGCAUGGAUGAGGCGGUUGAGAAGUACGUCACCGAGACCAGGGCGAGCGUCGCCGACAACCUCGCCAAGGCCGAACUGCCUGACCAGAGGGUGUACAUGGUUGACAUUGACAACAUCUUCAAGAUUGUGAAGAGGAGGAAACCGAAAAGAGCCAUCGAUGAAUACCAGCUAAUGGACGACUUGCUCUCGACAGCGCGGUAUAGGAGGAUUAAGCCGAAGCGGUCUCCCCAGUCUCUGCUGUUCUCAUCUGCUGCGUCGGCCCUUGCCCGCUCGUGCGGGGUGCCAUGA